Messenger RNA from Ciona intestinalis (vase tunicate), 1127 nucleotides. The record is from RefSeq and is a predicted model, not a curated record. Lineage: Eukaryota; Metazoa; Chordata; Ascidiacea; Phlebobranchia; Cionidae.
ACUCAGUUAGUUUAUACUGAUAGAGAUAGACCGAUUAAUAUGAAGGUUAUAGUAGCUGGGUUCUCUCCAAUGCAAGUCGCAUUGAAAGAGCUUGGUUAUAAUGUAUACGAUUAUAUGGAGAAUUACGAGUACCUUGAAAAAGAAUGGAAGCAGAUAUGCACGGUUGGAGGGUCGACUGAUUUGUUUCGUAAAAUGUAUCAGAAUGUUGAUGCGGUAACUGACCUACCUGGAUUUGUUUUCUGGGAAGAAAUCUUAAAAGCUUUUCCCGGUGUUAAGAUCGUCCUAACCAUGCGCGAGAAUGAAGAUAUUUGGUACGGAAGUUUCAAGCGGCAAGUCAAAGUGAAUGAGUCGUGGAUUAAUAAAAUAAAGAUGAUGUUCUCUUAUACAACCUACAAAUUCUAUCUAUACAGCAAGAUGCAAUUUAAAAUUGCGUACGGGUAUGAUAUUGGAACAAAGUUAAAUGAGACUUUAUGUAAACUCUACUAUCGUCGGCACAAUGCGCACGUGUUACAGAAUGCACCGAAAAAACAGCUUCUGGUCUUUAAUAUUAAAGACGGUUGGGACCCAUUGUGUCAGUUCCUCGGUCAGCCUGUUCCUGGGACCCCUUUUCCACACAAAAACAAGAAUGCAAGCAUCACAAACGAACAAAUGAAGACGAAUGCAACGUUUUUGCAGAUGCAAUUCGAAACGAAAAUGUCCUACUUCGUAAUUCUUUUUCUGAUUGUUGCAGUCAUAUUUUAUCAAUUGUGGUAGCAUGCUGCCGGUGCUUUCUUUUAAUAUGUAAAGGCGGUUACAAUUUUUUAAAUACCUCCACAACCAAUAAACCUAUUUAGAUCUCCGGUAUAUUUAUUGUUGGUGUAUAUAGUUAAGUGGGGGAAGACGGGACUCUUAAGCACAUUGUAAGAUCGGCAGUUAUAUAUAAUAUAUAUGUUUAGCGUUCCCGUCCUGGUUACAUCGUCGGUUAAUCAUUUUCAUAACCUUCUUUCCUCCUGUUGUCCUAUCGGCAUCGCAUCGCAGAGCGAAUAUGUCCCCCUUCGAUUCCCGCAAACCCAGUAGCUCCCAUUUCUGCUAUAAAUUAUGAUGCUUUUUCCCUUCACCCAAUCUAAACUAAACGAAUUAAUAGCGUU